AUGACAAGAACUAGACAAUCAAUUGCAACACCAAAAAAAGAAGCAGAAUUAAUUGAGACAUUAUCAAAAACAUCAAGAAAGGAUGGUGCUAUCGAUUUAAAAUCAAUUUUAAAAUUACAAAAUACUCCAAAAAGAAAAAGAGCUCCAGCUAAAAAAUUAGCCGAAGAGAAACCAAAAGAAGAAGAAAAACAAGAAGAAAUUAAUGAAACACCAGUAAAAUCAACCACACCACAAAAACAAACUACCCCAAAAGCAGCAACACCAAAAGUUGACUCACCAAAAGCAGCCUCACCACAACCACCACAACCAACACCAUUAACACCAAAAUCAAAUAAAAAAACUCCGGUUCAAAAUAAAACACCAAUUAAAACUCCAGUUAAAAAUGAAAAUCCAACAGCAUCAUAUCCAUUAACUCCAACACAAAAUGAUGACGAUUCAAAUAAUUACGAUGAUGAGGACUCAACCGAACCAAUUAAAAUUCAAACUGUUACUCCAAUAAAAGAAAACAAUAAUAAAAGAAAAGAAACUGGAGAAGAAAUCAAAACCUCAGUUCAACAAAAAAAACUUAAAUCGGAUCCAAGAGUAGAUACACCAUUGCCAGUUUCAAAAUUAAAUAAACCAUCAUUUGAAUUUAAAGUACCAGAAGUAAGACAAAUUUCAAAACCAGCAGCAAAAGAAAAUACUAAAACUUUAAAGGAAUCUAAAGAUACUAAAGAAAUUCCAGAUAAACAAACACCAGGAAAAGAAACAUCAAAAAAAACCCCAGCAAAAGAAACUCCCAGCAAAAAAAAAACUCCGGCAAAGGGAAAACUCCAGGUAAAAAGAGGUAAAAAAAAACUCCAGCAAAAACAAAACUUCCAGCAAAAGAAAGUUAAUUCAAACCUCCCGGCAAAAAGAAGAACUAAAAAUACACCAGCCAAAUUAACACCAAAAAAAAAUACUCCAGUUAAAGAGCAAGAAACAGAAAUUACUGAUCAAGAUGUUGAAUUUGAUGAAAGUAUUGAAGAUGAAACUAUUAACGAGGAUACCGAAAAUGUAGAAGAAAAUCAAAUUGAAGUUGAACAAGUCGAAGAGGGUAGUGAAAAUGAAAGUGAAAAUGAUGAUAACAACGAUGAACAAGAAGAUAUUGAAGAACUCGAUAUGGACUUUUUAAAAGCUGUAACUAAUAAAGAAUAUUUAAUUAAAAAAGUAAAAACAGAAAAAGAGAAUGAAAGAAAACUUUUAAUUUUAGAACAACAAGAAAAAGAAAGAAAAGAAAGAAUCAGAAAGAAGAGAGAGCUUAGAAGAGCUAAAGAAAACCCAUCACAUAUUAAAGCAAUUUCAGUAGACAGCGUCGACGAAUAUAUUUUUAAUCUUAAAAAACAAAAUAAAGAUCAACUUGAAAAUGAAAGAAAGGAAAAGGAAGAAAGAGUUUUACAAUCAUCAAAUAAAAAAGUUAAAGAUUAUAUUAAAUUUAAAUCACUUAGACGUGGUGUUCGUUCAAAAGUUACAAAAAGAUCAAUUGGUUUUUAA
Messenger RNA from Dictyostelium purpureum, 1512 nucleotides. RefSeq lists its product as uncharacterized. NCBI's taxonomy places the organism in Eukaryota, Evosea, Eumycetozoa, Dictyosteliales, Dictyosteliaceae. Bases 1 to 1512 code for a protein of 503 amino acids. The transcript has 3 exons. The record is from RefSeq and is a predicted model, not a curated record.